UUCUCUUACGCCCCGGUUCUCUCUUACGGAUGCCAGCUGGGGGUGGAUUCCAGAUAAAGAGCCCCCAAAGCGUGGCGGGAGAUAAAGAAUCGCUUUCAUUACUUAUAGUUCAUACGUUCAGUUGUGAAUCAUUCGUCGACCGCUGCACAAUGCUGGCUGCUGCGGGUCUGCUUCUCCUGGUAGCGUUCGCCACACUUCUGGUGUGGGAUUACUUUUGGCGGAAGCGGCGCAACGAUAUGCUGCACUAUAUGCCGGGGCCGCCACCACUUCCCCUGCUGGGAAACGUCCUCAUGUACCGCGGCCUGAAUGCUGAGCAAAUCAUGGACUUUGUGAUGAAGAAUCAGCGCAAGUACGGUCACCUCUACAAGGUGUGGGUUAUCCACCAGCUGGCCGUGUUCUCCACGGAUCCUCGAGACAUUGAGUUUGUGCUAAGCAGCCAACAGCACAUCACCAAGAAUAAUUUGUACAAGCUGCUCCAUGGCUGGCUGGGCGAGGGAUUGCUGAUGAGCACGGGGAGGAAAUGGCACGGUCGGCGGAAGAUCAUCACGCCCACGUUCCACUUUAAGAUCCUGGAGCAGUUCGUCGAGAUUUUUGAUCAGCAGAGCGGCGUGAUGGUGGAGCAACUUCAAUCCAGGGCCGAUGGCAAGACGCCCAUCAACAUUUUUCCGGUGGUGUGUUUAACUGCCCUGGACAUCAUUGCAGAAACUGCUAUGGGCACCAAGAUAAAUGCCCAGAUGAAUCCCAAUCUGCCCUACGUAAAGGCUGUCAAUGACGUCACCAACAUCAUGAUCACUCGUUUUAUCCACGCCUGGCAGCGGGUGGACUGGAUUUUCCGGCUGACCAAGCCCUCAGAGGCCAAACGGCAGGAUGCGGCCAUCAAGGUGAUGCACGACUUCACCGAGAACAUCAUCCGCGAGCGGCGUCACACGCUGGUCAAUAGAUCGCAAGGUAAGACGACGCCAGAGGAGCAGGUGGAAGAUGAUCUGGGCCAGAAGCGUCGCAUGGCCCUGCUAGAUGUGCUGUUGCAGUCCACCAUCGACGGGGCUCCAUUGAGCGACGAGGACAUCCGCGAGGAGGUGGACACCUUUAUGUUCGAGGGCCAUGACACCACCACCUCGGCCAUUUCCUUCUGUUUGUACGAGAUCUCCAGGCAUCCGGAGGUGCAGCAGCGUCUGGUGCAGGAGAUCCGUGAAGUGCUCGGAGAGGAGGAUCGUAGGGGUCCAGUUACACUGCGCGAUCUGGGUGAGCUGAAGUUCAUGGAGAAUGUGAUCAAGGAGUCGCUGCGUCUGCAUCCGCCAGUGCCCAUGAUCGGCCGUUGGUUCGCCGAGGACGUGGAAAUACGUGGCAAGCGCAUUCCAGCGGGCACAAACUUCACCCUGGGCAUUUAUGUUCUCCUCCGGGAUCCGGAGUACUUUGAGCACCCCGAUGAAUUUCGACCCGAAAGAUUCGAGGCGGAUGUUCCGCAGACUCAUCCGUAUGCCUACAUCCCCUUCUCCGCUGGACCAAGGAACUGCAUUGGUCAGAAGUUCGCCAUGCUGGAGAUGAAGAGCACCAUCAGCAAGCUGCUCCGUCACUUUGAGCUACUGCCCCUGGGUCCUGAUCCCCGGCAAUCGAUGAACAUCGUCCUGCGUUCGGCCAACGGCGUCCAUUUGGGCUUAAAACCUCGCGCAGCUUAUAAGAUUGCCGGCUGUUCGAGAGUCCAAGAGCACUCACACCACACACCGAGUUGCAAGGGGCACAACAUGUUGGUGGCUCUGCUGGUGACCCUUCUGCUGGCUCGCCUGGUGGCCUGGCUGCUCCGAUUGGCGCUGAAGGAGCUGCGACAUCCCCUUCGUGGCGUGGUGCCUAGUGUUUCGAGAGUUCCCCUAGUGGGAUCCGCCUGGCAGAUGCGCAGUUUCCAGCCAGACAAUCUCCACGAGAAGUUCGCCGAGUACGUGCAGCGUUUUGGACGCAGCUUUAUGGGCUCUGUGCUGGGCCACGUGAUUGUGGUCACAGCGGAGCCGCGACACAUGGAUGCUCUGCUGCACAGUCAGCAGCAGCUGAGGAAGGGCACCAUGUACCGGGCCCUAAGUGGUUGGCUGGGCAACGGACUGCUCCUGAGCCGCGGCGAGGAGUGGCACACGAUGCGCAAGAUCAUCACGCCUACGUUUCACUUCAGCAUCCUGGAGCAGUUCGUGGAGGUCUUUGACAGGCAGAGCAGCAAGUUGGUGCGGCGUUUGGAACCCCUGUCCGCUGGCGAGCAGGCCGUAAACAUCUAUCCCUACGUGGGUUUGGCUGCUCUGGACAUCAUCACCGAAACGGCCAUGGGGGUGAGUGUGGACGCCCAAGGAGAUGCGGAUUCCGAGGUGGUGAACGCUGUAAAAGAUCUGACGAACAUCCUGGCCACUAGGUUCAUGAGACCGCAUCUUCUGUUUCCCCAGCUCUUUCGGUUGUGCUGGCCCAGUGCUUUCAAGAAACAACGAGCAGGCGUCCACUGCCUUCAUCAGUUCACCAAUAGAAUUAUAGAGCAGCGCCGUCUCCGACUGGCCAAGGAGACUCACCAGAACCAAGAUCAGGAGCCAGACAAGCGUCACGCACUGCUGGACACUCUGCUGCAUGCCACCUUGGAUGGACAACCGCUGACCGACAACCAGAUCCGCGAUGAGGUAAACACCUUCAUCUUUGAGGGCCACGAUACCACCACUUCGGCGGUGUCCUUCUGUCUGUAUCUGCUCUCGCGCCAUGAGGCAGUGCAGCAAAGGCUGUUCGAGGAGCUGAAGGAGCACUACGGUCGGGAUUUGAACAGGGCCGUGGUCUCCGCUGAUUUCGCUGCGCUGCCUUAUCUGAAUUGCGUGGUCAAGGAAUCGCUGCGAUUGUAUCCGCCGAUCCCGGCAGUGGCCCGCUGUCUGGAAAAGGAUUUGGCCUUAGAUGGUGGCCACAUUCCAGUGGGCACCAACGUGGUCAUACUCCUCUGGCAGCUUCUACGCGAUGAAUCACUCUUCGCCGAUCCCCUGCUCUUCCAGCCGGAGAGGCAUCUGGGAGAGGAGGCCUCCAGACUGGGACCCUACAGCUACAUACCCUUCUCGGCUGGUCCGAGGAACUGCAUCGGCCAGAAGUUCGCUCUGCUGGAGAUGAAAACCAUGGUGACCAAGCUGAUGCGGCACUACCAGUUGCUGCCUAUGGGUGCGGAUGUGGAGCCGUCCAUCAAAAUUGUGCUUCGGUCGAGAAGCGGCGUUAAUUUUGGGCUGCGGCAGCGGUUGUACUGAUAUUUUGUGAUUCUUGAAUUAAAUGAAACAUUUAAGUAUCA
Drosophila gunungcola (fruit fly) is the source of this 3286-nucleotide messenger RNA. RefSeq lists its product as uncharacterized. The record is from RefSeq and is a predicted model, not a curated record. The transcript has 9 exons. Gene Ontology annotation, molecular function: heme binding; monooxygenase activity; oxidoreductase activity, acting on paired donors, with incorporation or reduction of molecular oxygen. Bases 30 to 3245 code for a protein of 1071 amino acids. Lineage: Eukaryota; Metazoa; Arthropoda; Insecta; Diptera; Drosophilidae.